AUGGACGUGGCACCUUCGCCGGUGCCGCCGGCCCGGGACUGGUCGGAGCUUCCCAUCGACGUGCUUUCUUUCCUCUUCACCAAGCUCGGCGCCAUCGACGUCCUCAUGGGUGGGGGCCUUGUGUGCCACUCGUGGCUCCAGGCGGCCAAGCUGCCCGACGUGUGGCGAUGCGUGAAGAUGGAGGGCCACAAGUUCGUGCGGAGGUUCAAGUAUUCUGCCAGACUGUUGGCGAUGGCCAAGGUGGCCGUCGACCGCUCCGACGGGCAGCUUCAAAUGUUUGCGGGAGAGCGUUUUGUUACCAAUGAGCUCCUCAUCUAUAUUGCUCAAAGGUCGCCCUCGCUGAAGAGUCUUUGCCUCAAAGACUGCCACGACAUCACUGACGAAGUAUUCAUCGAGGUGAUGCAAAAGUCGCCUCUGGUAGAGCUGCAGUGUCUUGAGGUCGCCGAUAUUCAACUCUCCAAUCAAGGGCUGACGGCCAUACUCGACAACUGUCCUUGCCUGGAGAUCGUUGAUAUUUACAAUUGCUGCGAGAUCGAGAUCGACGACGAAGAAGUCCUGCGAGCAAAAUGUGACAGGAUCAAGACUUUCCACAUGGGUAACCAAUGGGACUAUGCAGCCGAUCAUGGUUAUGAUUAUGAGUACAGUUAUUAUGACAUCCAUGACACUUAUUAUGAUUCUAAUGAUUCCAAUGACUCCGAUGACUCGUGGUCAUCAGAGGAUGCAAGCAUUGAAUCCUGGACUACGCCAGAACCGAUUUCAUCUAGUGAAGUGACAUGGAUGCACCGGACAUUGCUGGCCCGCUAG
This is a messenger RNA of Aegilops tauschii subsp. strangulata, 804 nucleotides long. RefSeq names its product F-box protein SKIP19-like. Lineage: Eukaryota; Viridiplantae; Streptophyta; Magnoliopsida; Poales; Poaceae. Gene Ontology annotation, molecular function: protein binding. The record is from RefSeq and is a predicted model, not a curated record.